GAUAUUAUUCUAAUGUAUCUGCCAAUCUAACGUCAUCAUCAUCUGAUCAUAACAAAGGAAAUCCCAGAAUAAAUAAGACGGAUUUACUCGCAUCUCGAAGAUAUGGCACUUAUAAUUUAAAUUGGCAUGAUUACGAUAAAUUAGGAUUUAAAAAUCUUCAAGGAGAUUCAAUAUCGAACCCUCCCUUUUUCUCCUCCUCUAGAAUAUCACAUAUCCCUCCUCCUUCUCCUUCUCAUCACCAUCAUCAUUCACUUGCUUCAUAUCCUUCUUCAUUAUAUCCUUCUCAUUCACAUCCUUCAUAUUCAUUUCAUUCAUCUACCCAUUCUACCCAUUCUACUCAUUUGUCUACUCAUUUACCUACUCGUUAUCAAUCAAAAAUAUCUUUAAAAAAUAAAAAUAAACCUAAAGUAGUUCCAUCCAAAAAUAAAAUAGAUCAAUCAAAAAAAUAG
This is a messenger RNA of Dentiscutata erythropus, 449 nucleotides long. The record is from the annotation of a GenBank genome assembly. Lineage: Eukaryota; Fungi; Glomeromycota; Glomeromycetes; Diversisporales; Gigasporaceae.